UACCAGGAGGUCCAGUCUGUCAGGAACCACAGGUGACCAAAUCGCACUGAGGAUGGCUGGAGACUCGCGGGCGUACACGGACCAUGACUUGGAGAUAGGAGUGCUGUCUACCAAGGUGAAGAAGCUCCCAAAGCCUGUGAGAGAGAUCCCCAUCUGCACGGAUCGCAUGUGCCUGGUCUCCGAGAGCGCCAAGAAGCCCCGGCAGCGCUACGUUCAGAAGGACGGCAAGUGCAACGUGCACCACGGCAACGUGCAGGAGACUUACCGUUACCUCAGCGACCUCUUCACCACACUCGUGGACCUCGAGUGGCACUUCAGCCUGCUGGUCUUCACCUUGGUCUACUGCGUGACCUGGCUCUUCUUUGGGCUGCUUUGGUGGCUCAUCGCUUAUGCACGUGGUGACCUUGGCCACCUUGGCGAGGAGAGCUGGACGCCUUGCGUGGAAAAUCUCAACAGCUUUGUGUCGGCGUUCCUCUUCUCCAUCGAGACGGAGACCACCAUAGGAUAUGGUCACCGUGUCAUCACCGACAAAUGCCCAGAAGGGAUCAUCCUUCUGCUCCUCCAGGCCAUCCUGGGAUCCAUUGUUAAUGCCCUGAUGGUGGGCUGCAUGUUUGUCAAAAUCUCCCAGCCCAAAAAGCGGGCGGAGACAUUGGUGUUCUCACACAAGGCUGUGGUGUCGGUGCGGGAUGGGCGGCUCUGCCUCAUGUUCCGCGUGGGCGACCUGCGCAACUCGCACAUCGUGGAGGCUUCCAUCCGGGCCAAGCUCAUCCGCUCGCAGCAGACCAAGGAGGGUGAGUUCAUCCCACUCAACCAGACCGACAUCAACGUGGGUUUCGACACGGGAGACGACCGCCUCUUCCUCGUGUCACCACUUACCAUUGCCCACGAAAUCAACGAGCGCAGCCCGUUCUGGGAGUGGAGCCAGGCACGGAUGGAGAAGGAAGAGUUUGAGAUGGUGGUCAUCCUGGAGGGUAUGGUAGAGGCUACAGGGAUGACCUGCCAGGCUCGCAGCUCCUACCUGGACACGGAGGUACUGUGGGGUUACAGGUUCACCCCAGUCCUCUCUCUGGAGCAGGGCUUCUAUGAGGUAGACUAUACCAGCUUCCAUGAGAUCUACGCUACGGACACACCCUCCUGCAGCGCCAAAGAGCUGGCCAAUGGUCCAAGGGGACCCCAGACGUCCCCCCUGCUGCCCCGCCCAGACCCAGCACCAAGACUCCAUCUCCGGGACUUGCCCAUGAUCCUCGAACCCCUGCUUCUGGAGUGCGAUGAGGAAGGGGAGGUGGAGGAGUCCAACAGCCCCACAGGAGGGGUAGGGUAGGUGCUAGAUCAUUGGACAUGGCGGCUUGCAGAAGGAGCUUUAGCUCGACCAUUUGGGCAUCUAGCGAAUGUGACCCUACGUCACGUGGUAUACUGGCCAACGAAGCUCACCUGGAAGGACCCUAAUCCAAAAGAUUAUCCAAGUCAAACGGCAUGCACUGCUAAAAACAGGCUGCACUGAGAAUGGAAGGAGCAGCAGAGGCAAGUGGGAUCCUUCCAGGGAUGGGGGUGCCUCUCUUGGACCAUAGGAUAUAUGACGCUGAGCACCGUCAGGGUGUUAAAUCCCCCUUCAGCCUAAUUUAGGGAAGCUGAUGCUUUUUGUAACGAUCAUACGACAUACAGCUCCAUUCAGAACCCUGUUUGAGUUUUGUUUGAAGACAUAUUUGAGGUGCAAUUACUUUACAGCCUGCCGAAAUAUUAAAGGGCCAUAACAAAUACCCCCAAAUUAAACCAUGUUUCUUUGAUCUGUUUGAAACAUGAAUUAUCUAUAUAUCGCCACUGAUGUUAACAUGCAUUGAUCAGUAUUAUAUGCCUAGUAUUCUUCAAUAUGACUUUUACAUAUAAUACAGCACACUCAAAGAAAACUCAGUAUUGCUACAUAUACAAGUCCUGUGAAUUCUUUUGUUUUUUUCCUGUGGAUUUAUAUAAACAUAUCUGAUCGAUAAAGUACAAUUUUGGGUAAGCCAGGGUCAAUUUCAACUCCGAGUGUUGCUUUUAAGGACUCAAAGAAGUAUAUGAACAACAGCAAACAAAAACCGCGUUGAAAAAAAUGGAAAAUGCACAGCAGUAUCCAGGUUAGCAAGCGACGGGGCGAAUGAUUCACGCGCAGCUUCAGGAAGCAGAAGCACAGAGCCUUUCCUGCCACAGCACCGUUAAUAACGCAUUUCGUAUCGCAGUCUCAGUAUUCGACGUCCCGGUGCUUAUUACAGCCAUGAUUCAUAAGCACCGUUUAACGUUAAAUCUAAAGCUGCAUGUCCAGUAAUGAGUAGCGUGAUUUCCCUGAAGCUGCAGAAUCCUCACCACCCCAGCCACACUGAUUUCUAAGUUUUGUGGGAAGAUAAAUUAAUAGCUACAUACCAUGUGCAUUGUUGAUUAUGUUCUUAUCUCUCAGUUGGAAACCUAGUUUACUCAGAGGUUUAACCUGAAGUGACAAUUCGGUAUAAACCAGUGCUCCUCAUCCCGGUCCUUGGGCACCCCAAGUCCAUGUUUUUUCUCCUACUGGGAGAUGGGAAGGAGCAAAAACUAUGGACCAUCUGGGGGCCCGAUGACUGGGUAGAGAAACACCAGUAUAAGCUUUACUGAAAUGAAUAAGGUAAAAUGAACACAUAGAACUGGUAAAUAUACAUCAAAUUUACAUAUAAAAUGCAUAUUAAAUUCAAACAUAAAAUAUAUACUGAACUAAACCUGUUUGUACUAAAUGCAACACUCACUGUAGAGUCACCCAGCUCUAAGACUCAA
Molecule: messenger RNA, 2778 nt
Organism: Paramormyrops kingsleyae
Lineage: Eukaryota; Metazoa; Chordata; Actinopteri; Osteoglossiformes; Mormyridae
Product: G protein-activated inward rectifier potassium channel 4-like
Biological process (GO): regulation of monoatomic ion transmembrane transport; potassium ion import across plasma membrane
Cellular component (GO): plasma membrane
Molecular function (GO): G-protein activated inward rectifier potassium channel activity
Source: RefSeq, a predicted model, not a curated record